Messenger RNA from Nymphaea colorata (pocket water lily), 2721 nucleotides. RefSeq lists its product as uncharacterized. Bases 647 to 2479 code for a protein of 610 amino acids. Gene Ontology annotation, molecular function: beta-glucosidase activity. NCBI's taxonomy places the organism in Eukaryota, Viridiplantae, Streptophyta, Magnoliopsida, Nymphaeales, Nymphaeaceae. The transcript is spliced from 12 exons. Gene Ontology annotation, biological process: glucan catabolic process. The record is from RefSeq and is a predicted model, not a curated record.
GCCUCGACCCUCGCUGAACGGGUCGGCCGCGUGGACUCCCGUCGCUCGUUCUUCAUUGUGCCGUGACUGGAGAAGGAGAAAAGGCGGAUGGAACCAGUGCUGCUAAAGGGAAAACUCAGUGCUGGAUAAUUGCUUGAUGAUGCCGCCAUGGAACUGUGUCGAUGACGACUUCUGCAUGAUUCCAAUUUUCAUGUGCCCACCUCUUGGACAAGCCAAAGUUACAGGGACACAAUAUUGGGAAGAGAGGUUCAUUCAAGAGAUCUUCUUGCCGCUCACAACAAGAUUCGAUCUUCAGUUUUUCAUCACAGUGAUUGAGAGGGAAAAUUCCUAAGAAAAUGGACGCGGCUUCACAUACUCGAAUUCAAACCUGUGUAUUUUUUCUUAUCCUUUUCAAAGAUAGACGUGCUCUGUAUGAUAUAAAAAAGUGACUCAAGUUUGGCAGUGGCAUGCACUUCCAUAAAUUUCCAAGCUUUUCUGACAAAGUUUGGAUGAUGUCUGCUCAGGUGCAUAUUUUAAGGUCGUGGACGAACGAAGCCUUUAUCGAGUGAUCCGACGCCGACCGACUUCAAGCACCGUCUUCUUAAUAUGGAGACGACCGCCAGAAAGGAAGCAGAGAGAAGAAGAGUGAAAGCUGAGCUAGGAAGCCAUGGCGGCAACACCCUUGUACAGAGAUGCUCACCAGCCUAUAGAGGCAAGAGUGCAGGACCUCCUCUCCAGGAUGACACUGGCAGAGAAGAUCGGCCAGAUGACACAGAUUGCGAGAUCAGUCGCCACACCUUCAGUUAUCAGAGACUUGGGCAUUGGUAGCAUUCUCAGUGGAGGUGGCAGUGCGCCGCGAACUGGCGCGUUACCAAUGGACUGGAUAGACAUGGUUGAGAGCUUCCAGAAAUGGGCCCUUGAGUCGCGCCUGUCGAUACCGAUGAUCUACGGUAUUGAUGCUGUCCAUGGACACAACAACGUGGUUGGUGCCACAAUUUUCCCUCACAAUAUCGGCCUGGGUGCUACCAGAGAUGCUGGUUUGGUUCAGAAAAUAGCAGAAGCAACAGCCAAAGAAGUUCGAGCCACUGGAAUACCUUACAAUUUUGCUCCCUGUGUAUCUGUUUGUAGAGAUCCAAGAUGGGGGAGAUGUUUUGAGAGUUUUAGUGAAGACUGUGAACUUGUUCGAAGCAUGACAACUGCAGUUCGUGGUUUACAAGGUACACCACCAGAAGGUCACCCUAAGGGAUAUCCAUAUCUAGGUGGCAGAUUAAAUGUCAUUGCCUGUGCUAAGCAUUAUGUUGGAGAUGGGGGAACUGACAGAGGCAUCAAUAAGGGGAACACUAUAUCAAGCUUUGAACAUCUGGAAAGUGUUCAUUUAAGUCCUUUCCUGGAUUGUUUGUCACUUCAUGUGUCAACAGUUAUGGCAUCUUUUUCCACCUGGAACGGGACCAAAUUACAUUGCCAUUAUAAUCUUAUUACAGAGCUUUUGAAAGAACAAUGGGCAUUUAAGGGAUUUGUGAUUUCUGAUUGGAGAGGAGUAGAAAGAAUCCUUGAUCCACCAGGAUCUGACUACCGAUAUUGUAUCUCAGCUUCAAUAAAUGCAGGAAUGGACAUGGUGAUGGUGCCUUUCAUCUAUGAGGAAUUCAUAAAAGAAUUGACAUCCUUGGUGGAAUCAGGAGAGAUACCAAUGACGAGAAUCAAUGAUGCUGUUGAAAGGAUUCUCAGGGUCAAAUUCGUAGCUGGGCUCUUUGAACACCCCUUUGCUGACAGAUCUCUGCUUCAGACAGUGGGUUGUGAGGCGCACAGGGCAUUGGCUAGAGAAGCUGUCCGCAAGUCCUUGGUGCUGCUGAAAAAUGGCAAAGACCCAGAAAAACCAUUUCUUCCUCUGGACAAGAAAGCCAAGAGAGUUCUUGUUGUUGGCCAGCAUGCUAAUGAUAUAGGUUAUCUGUGUGGUGGUUGGACCAUAAGCUGGACUGGGAGCAGUGGCAGAACCACGGAAGGGACAACCAUCCUAGAGGCAAUAAAAAAGACAGUCAGCGAGCAUACUGAAGUCACCUAUGAAGUGGACCCAUCACCAGAGAUCUUCAAAGAUUCUGAAUUUUCAUUUGCAAUUGUUGUGGUUGGAGAGGAACCUUAUGCAGAAACUUUGGGGGACAACUCUGUGCUUGACAUUCCUUUAAAUGGUGCAGAACUCAUAAGAUUGGUUGGCAGCAAGGUGCCCACUCUUGUGAUCAUGAUAUCUGGAAGGCCUCUUGUGGUGGAACCGGUGCUGGAUUAUAUGGAAGCAUUCGUGGCUGCUUGGCUACCUGGAACUGAGUGUGAUGGGAUUACUGAUGUAAUAUUUGGGGACUACGAGUUCCAUGGAACUCUUCCCAGAACCUGGUUUAAAAGAGUAGAUCAGCUGCCGAUGAAUGUUGGUGAUUCAAACUAUGACCCCCUCUUCCCAUUUGGGUUUGGCCUGAAGAUGAAUCUGGAAAAGCAAGAUAUAACAAAGCAAUAGGCUGGUCUCUAGAACUGUAAUAAGAUGAUUUAGCUGUUGGUCAUGAACCGCAGUUGAAGCAAACGCACACUUGUGCAGCCUCUGUCUUUUUAUUCUAAGGCUCAUUUAUUUGAUAUUUGCCACAUGUAUGGUCAUAAAUAAUGUUGAUGCCUUAUUGCGCUCGGUGUUUGCAGUUGCCAAAUAUUUGGAUGUACCCGUGUCUAUUGUUUCUGUUUAAAUGUGAUUGAGAGUUUCUUGCAUGA